UCCAAACCAGCAUCAACGUAGUAGACGCAUGGCCCUCUCGCGGAUGCAUGUUGCAGGGGCCACCAACCUUAUCAUGUAGUUGAUGGAGCAUUUCAGCCUCGUAUGGCGCGAUCAUACCCCGCUCUCUCGUCAUUACCGCUUCCAAGGAAGACGCACCACCAAGCGCGCCAUCCAGCAUGGGCAGACGAAGUAGAGCUAAUAUAUAGACAGGGCGCCGAUAGGACCUCAUUGAUCGCUGACCUGUAGCCCUAGAGCGUUUCUCAGCUCGACAACACUGCGGACCCAUCAUGUCAUCCCAUGUAGAGCAAAACCUGGUUGAGGGCAACAAGGCUUAUGCAGCCGCAUUCACGCAAGGCCAUCUUGCGCUUCCACCGAGCCAGAAAUAUGCCGUGCUGACUUGUAUGGAUGCUCGAAUCGACCCAGCCGCAGCUUUCAACAUCCCGCUGGGCGCUGCCCACGUCAUCCGAAACGCUGGAGCCUCAGCCCGCGAUGCCUUCCGAUCGCUCGUUAUAAGUCAGCAACUGCUCGGGACAACCGAGGUGCUACUCGUCAAACACACGGGCUGCGGCAUGUUGACUUUCGAUAACGACACUGCGCGGGGGCUUGUGAAGAAGAACAAAGGCGAAGCGGCAGCGAAGGAAGUUGAGAAUAUUGACUUUAUAACAUUCUCAGAGUUGGAAGAGCAAGUCAAGGAUGAUGUGGCAUGGCUCAAGAGCAAGGCGGUGGAGGAGGGCGUAGGGGUCACGGGAUGGAUAUAUGAGGUUGAGACUGGGCAGGUCCGGAAGGUAGUUUAGCUGUGAUUCAGUAUGUCGUAUCCACACAUUUUUUCCGAC
Paraphaeosphaeria sporulosa is the source of this 833-nucleotide messenger RNA. Its product is annotated as carbonic anhydrase. Bases 288 to 794 code for a protein of 168 amino acids. The transcript has 2 exons. Gene Ontology annotation, molecular function: carbonate dehydratase activity; zinc ion binding. The record is from RefSeq and is a predicted model, not a curated record. NCBI's taxonomy places the organism in Eukaryota, Fungi, Ascomycota, Dothideomycetes, Pleosporales, Didymosphaeriaceae.